AUGGAGACUUUUGAAAAGGGAGUUGCCCCUCCCGCUGAAAAUUUUGAUGGUUCCUCGUUACGAAUUUUAAUAGUACACACACGUUGGAAUUACCGGAUUGUGGAAGCGUUAGUUCGUGGCGCAGAAGAAACCAUGAUUUCGAAAUAUCAUGUACAACCCGAAAAUAUUACUUUACAUUCAGUUGCUGGCUCUUAUGAGCUUCCUUUCACUGCUCAACGUCUAAUUUCGGCUUCUACUAAUACUCUAAAGUUUGACGCAGUCAUUUGUAUUGGGGUUCUAAUCAAAGGUUCUACAAUGCACUUUGAGUAUAUCGCAGAAGCGGUGUCUCAUGGGAUAAUGAGAGUUGGUUUGGAUAGUGGUGUUCCGGUAGUGUUUGGGGUUUUAACUUGCUUGGAUGAUGAACAGGCCUUAGAAAGAGCUGGAUUAGGAGAUAGACCGGGGAAACAUAAUCAUGGGAUUGAUUGGGGUCACUGUGCAGUCGAAUUGGCAUGUAAGAAUCGUAGGUGGAAGGACGGUAUUAUUUGA
This is a messenger RNA of Acaulospora morrowiae, 525 nucleotides long. The record is from the annotation of a GenBank genome assembly. NCBI's taxonomy places the organism in Eukaryota, Fungi, Glomeromycota, Glomeromycetes, Diversisporales, Acaulosporaceae.